AAAGAACAUUGUUGAAAUAUAUACCGUUCAGUGUUGUGUUUGUACUUUCUUCCAUUAUAUUGGUAGAAUUGACUGCAUAAAAGUUUAGUAGCUGUCUCUCUUAUACUGACAAUAUUAAGAGCAACGUCCACGAAAGUGGAGAAAGAGUAGUGAAUUAACUACGUUUAACCUAUAUAAGCAUUAAAAGUUAGAUUUUCUUAUUAGCUCUUUCGUAACUUCGGUUUUCAACUUUCAACUAUGUCUGGAUAUCCAUAUGGGGGUAACCCACCUCAAUAUCCUCCACCUCAAAAUCAAAUCUACCCUCAAAUUUACAACCCAACAAAUGCCUCACCUGUCCAGGCGAUCCCUGGAUAUCCAAGUGGGCAAAAUCCCCAAUUUCCAUACCAGCCUGGCUUUGUAGUCUAUCCUACACAACCUCUGCCAGGCCAGUUGCCGCCUGCAGCGAUGUCCUAUCCAGGAGCACCAGCAGCACCUCCAAAUUAUGGUUACCAAGGAUUCCCUAAUGUUGCUCCUCAACCAUCAUAUGAGCCUGUAGUGGAAUGGAUUCCAACAACUCCAAAUGAGGCCCAUAUGUUUGGUAACCGAGCAGUUGUUGCUGGCUAUGAAGGAUAUGACCAUAGUCCUUUAUGGGUCAUAAGGGCCAGAUUUGAAGGUGAUCUUAUACCUGGUAAACUUGCCAUUCAGCACAAGGCCGCUUAUGUGCCCUGGGGUGGUGCUGAAAAUGCAGUUCAUAAUAUUGAGGUGUUAUGUGCUCGUCCAGAAUGUAUCCGUUGGGUUGAUUGCUGUGAAAGUUCAAUACCCCCAAAUGCUAUAGUUGCUGGUAAUACUUCUGAAGGUGAACCCUUGUAUGUGGGAAGAGCCAGAGAACAGGGAUCACUCACACCAGGAAAGGUCCACCCGAGCCACAGAGCUAUGUAUGUUUCAUUCGCCGGAAAAGAGAUUUCUCAUAAGACAUACGAAAUACUAUGCACCGUUUAGUUAUUUAAAAAGAAUUUAUUAUUUAUCUGAAUUUUGCUAUUGUUUUAAAGUAUUAUUUCUUUUAAUAUGCGGUUUGUAAAGUACUGAGACACUGUAAUAGUCUCGUUUAUUCCUAUUGUUAAUCUUAGGAUAAGCAAAAGAUGUUAUUUUGUAAUUUUUCUACGAUUUAAAACAUUGUUGCAUUUUAAAUAAACUGUUUAUUUUGUAUUAAAGUGUUUUUAUGGAGAA
This is a messenger RNA of Danaus plexippus (monarch butterfly), 1206 nucleotides long. RefSeq lists its product as uncharacterized. The transcript is spliced from 5 exons. The coding region runs from base 238 to 978 and encodes 246 amino acids. The record is from RefSeq and is a predicted model, not a curated record. NCBI's taxonomy places the organism in Eukaryota, Metazoa, Arthropoda, Insecta, Lepidoptera, Nymphalidae.